CUCUAGCUCUAGGUCACUCUCAUAAACCCUAAAAUUUCAAAACCGAAAAAGCGCUCCCAUUUCAAAAUUUGAAUCUUUUUGGUGUUCCCCAAUAGAGCCAUCUCUCUGAGAUUCUCAAACCCUAGUUUUUCUUGAUCGUGGAAGAUGGGUGGGGCUCACAGCCGCGAAGAUCUUGAGCUUAUAGACUCAGACGAAGAAGAGCAACAAAGCGAAGGGGAAGAGAACUUCCAGGACGCCGAGGAAAAGAUUCAGAGAUCGGCGGAGCGCGGACCCAGAACGCCGGCGUCGGUGGAUGACGUGGAGGCCAAGCUCAAGGCUUUGAAGCUCAAGUACGCGUCGACGUCGCAGGCCCCAAAUCUGAAAAAUGCGGUGAAGCUGUAUGUUCAUGUUGGAGGGAACACCCCCAAAGCGAAAUGGGUAACCUCUGAAAAACUCACCUCUUACUCUUUUUGUAAGACCUGUAGAAUGGAAGUGGAUGAUGAUGAGGAAGAUGUUGAGGAGGAGAGGGAAGAUUCGUGGUGGAUUUUGAGGGUGGGUUCGAAGAUUAGGGUUAAAGUUUCGGCUGAGAUGCAAAUGAAGACGUUUGGGAGGGAGCGUCGGGUUGAUUUUGUGGCCCGGGGAGUCUGGGCUAUGAAGUUCUUUAGUGUGGAGGAUUAUAGGGUUUUCGUUGCUAAGUAUACUGAUUGUAUGUUUGAGAACACUUAUGGAUAUGAGGCAACGGAGCAGAACAGGGUUAAGGUGUAUGGGAAGGAUUUUAUUGGGUGGGCAAAGCCAGAAGCAGCGGAUGAUUCUGUUUGGGAGGAUGCUGAGGAGAGUUUACUGAGAAGCCCGGGCUCUGCAACCCCGGUGAGAGCGAAUCAGGACUUGAGGGAGGAGUUUGAGGAAGCGGCACAUGGAGGUAUACAGAGCUUGGCAUUGGGUGCAUUGGACAAUAGUUUCUUGGUGGGAGACUCUGGCAUUCAGGUUGUUAAGAAUUACAGUCAUGGAAUACAGGGGAAAGGUGUUUAUGUCAAUUUUGAUGAUGGGAGUUAUAGAGGUGGCUCAAAUUUGGCACGCUCCACGCCUAGGAAGGCUCUGCUGAUGAAGGCUGAAACCAAUAUGCUGCUCAUGAGUCCAAUGAAUGAGGGCAUGCCUCAUACAACAGGACUUCAUCAGUUUGACAUUGAAACUGGAAAGGUUGUGACUGAGUGGAAGUUCGAAAAGGAUGGGACUGAUAUUACAAUGAAGGAUAUUGCAAAUGACAGCAAGGGAGCACAGUUGGAUCCUUCAGGGUCCACAUUCUUGGGACUGGAUGAUAACAGGCUUUGCCGUUGGGAUAUGCGUGAUAGGAAAGGGAUGGUUCAGGAUCUUGCAAGUGCUAAUACUCCUAUUCUCAAUUGGAACCAAGGGCAUCAGUUCUCCAGAGGAACUAACUUUCAGUGCUUUGCUAGUACUGGUGAUGGCUCAAUUGUUGUGGGGUCUCUUGAUGGGAAGAUCCGGUUGUAUUCAAUCAAUUCUAUGAGGCAAGCCAAAACAGCUUUUCCUGGCCUUGGUUCUCCUAUUACGCAUGUGGAUGUUACGUACGAUGGAAAGUGGAUCCUGGGAACAACUGACACCUAUUUGAUCCUCAUCUGUACCAUGUUUACUGAUAAGGAUGGGAAGACAAAGACAGGCUUUGCUGGGCGUAUGGGGAAUAGGAUCUCCGCUCCAAGGUUGUUGAAGCUGAAUCCUCUGGAUUCUCACUUGGCAGGCACUAAUAACAAGUUUCGUAAUGCCCAGUUUUCAUGGGUCACAGAGAAUGGGAAGCAGGAGCGCCAUUUGGUUGCAACUGUUGGAAAGUUUAGUGUGAUUUGGAAUUUCCAACAGGUGAAGGACGGGUCACAUGAGUGCUACCUAAAUCAGGAGGGCUUGAAGAGUUGUUAUUGCUAUAAGAUAGUCCUGAAGGAUGAUUCCAUUGUUGAUAGUCGCUUCAUGCACGACAAAUUUGCAGUCACCGACUCACCUGAAGCCCCACUUGUGAUUGCAACGCCAUUGAAAGUCAGCUCCUUCAGCAUAUCCAGUAGGCGAUGACGUUCAGAGACAUUAUCCUUCAUCUACUCUGAGCUUUCUUAGCUUGAUUGAUGAAGUUUCUAAUGCUUUUGUUUUAGGACUUCUGAAUUGUAUUUUUCACAUGUUCGAUUAGGCAAUAUGUUGUUUAGGUAAUUUCAGUAUGGAAUGAUGUCUAAUUGGUAGGGGACUUGAGUGGAAACUAUAAUGUACUAAUUUGCUUCUCUAUGAAAUCUCUAGCUUUCAUAGUAGAAUGGUACUCUUCCUUUGGAGCCGUCGGAUUAUUGCAUCAAGAUCAGGACAUUUCUCUUU
Messenger RNA from Rosa rugosa (rugosa rose), 2337 nucleotides. RefSeq names its product protein CYPRO4. The transcript is spliced from 2 exons. The coding region runs from base 145 to 2049 and encodes 634 amino acids. NCBI's taxonomy places the organism in Eukaryota, Viridiplantae, Streptophyta, Magnoliopsida, Rosales, Rosaceae. Gene Ontology annotation, molecular function: protein binding. Gene Ontology annotation, cellular component: cytoplasm; nucleus. The record is from RefSeq and is a predicted model, not a curated record.